Messenger RNA from Prorocentrum cordatum, 613 nucleotides. Lineage: Eukaryota; Dinophyceae; Prorocentrales; Prorocentraceae. The record is from the annotation of a GenBank genome assembly.
AGCCGCUUGGUUGGGCUCAAGGGCCGUGUGUCCCGGGCCGCCCGGGGGGCCGGAGCUGGCAUGCCCGUCAAGCCCUUGGACCGCCGAGGCGGGGAUGGACGCCGAGAGGCCCGACGGGGGCGGCCCCGCCCCGCGAGGGCGGCGGCGCCGCGCUGGCUGCUGAGGUGCACCUCCGGCGCCCUGGCGGUGGCUGCGCGCGUGGCCGCGGGGCCCCAGGCCUUCUGGGCGGCCUGGCCCCGGCCCGCGGCGCCGGCGGCGCCGUGGGCCUGCGGCGGCCGCGUGCGCCUGGCCGCGAGGGGCGGCGACGAGGAUCAGGAGGGCGAGGAGACGGCGCCAGCGCCAGCGCCGGCGCCGCCCCCGCCACCGCUGGCCGAGAUCCGUGCGGGUGAUCGCUUCACGGGCUGGCUGAAGCAUCCGGUCUUGACUCGGGGUGACAAGUUCAGCCUCAUCUAAGGAUUGGCCCCGGCGACAGCGAGGGCACCUGGAGCAUCCAGAAGCCCACGGCUACAGAGGAGGCGGCCCCAGCCUUCGAGGGCGGCUGCAAGGUUCAGAGGGGCUCCGCCCCAGGGCAGGUGCUCUUCAAGGAUCUGGACACCGUGCUGACGGCCUCCAU